Molecule: messenger RNA, 789 nt
Organism: Eimeria mitis
Lineage: Eukaryota; Apicomplexa; Conoidasida; Eucoccidiorida; Eimeriidae
Product: SAG family member
Exons: 4
Coding region: 1-789 (262 amino acids)
Source: RefSeq, a predicted model, not a curated record
AUGGCGGCCCUUAAACUUUUUUCGCUCGCCUCUGCGUCUGCGUUCGUGUUGGCGAACGCUGUCCAUCAAACGGCAAAGCAAACUUCAUUGACACCGCAGGGAACAUCCCCAACCUACACUGUAAAACUCGGCAACUCUGGAGUAUGCCUCGACGAAAUGAACGCUGCACGCGAAGCUGCUGGACUGGAACACUUUGAAGCGCCAGCCGAAGAACUAACGUGGCCUCAAACUAGCGCGGAGAAAACAAGACAGCCAAGUACUGCCUGGAAUCGUGUUUGUAAAGCUCUGAUAGCAGAGGACUCAGAAGAAGGAGACGUUGGCGCAUAUGCAAAUGAAUUUCAAAGUGGCACAUACGCCUUCAUGGCCUUGGAAUCGGAGACGCCCGACUGUGCCGCCGCAGUGAAGCACUGGAAGGACGCCGCCAGCAACUUCACUACAAUCCCUCCGUCGAAGAAGCAAGAACCGACACUCUACGACAAACAGCAGAACGUUUCCCUUAUUGCUCUGUACAACCCUUCAGAGAAUGCCGCUGCUGACUGCCGGGUUGUGACCUGCACUCUACCAGCAGAUCAGGCACUGUCAAGGUCCAACAUCCGGAGCGCUGAGCAAGACAAGCAUGGCUAUGCUCUACUGUGCAUGACCACGCCUGAUGCACUUGAAGGCGAUGAUGCUCCCUUCGACGAAGACCAGUGGAACAAGAUCAAGGCAUCCAUCACAGGUUCAGCCUCUGCUGUUGCCCCGAGUCUACUUGCCCUCGCUAUUGCCGUCGUUGGGUUGGUUGCCCUUUGA